AUGGUUCCGAAGGUCCUGAAUCAUUCAAGCGAGCUUCAAAUAUCCCGCUCAUGUAUUAUUCUCGGAGGUAGCAGCGCCGGUGCCAAUUUGGCCGCCGUUGUCACUAGAAAGGCCAUUGCCGGCGGUAUUCCGAUCUCUGGCACCCUACUCCAAAUACCAGUUGUUUGUCAUCGCAACUGUUACCCAUCGGAGGAAUACGAACUGGAGAGCAUGCGCCAAAACGAAGAUGCGCCGCUGCUAUCAAGAGCAGCGCUAGAUCAGUUCUGGGCGUAUUAUAAUCCCCCCAACAUCACUGAUCUUCAGGUAUCACCGCUACUGGCCAAAGACUUCACUGGGUUUCCACGGACUUUUAUCCAGAUCUGCGGCUUGGAUCCGCUGCGAGAUGAAGGGCUGGCGUAUGCGAGGAAGCUUUGGAAUUUCGAUGUGCCUUGCUCAGUCGUGGUGUAUCCAGGGCUGCCCCAUGGCUUCAAUGCUUUUACCGAGUUGUCUGCUGCGAGAGUAUACCACGAAGAUAUGUUGAAAGGGCUGGAUGGCUUGAUUAGUGGAGAGAUUGCAGGUGGGAUUAGAAAUUAUCAUGGCAAAUGA
Talaromyces amestolkiae is the source of this 585-nucleotide messenger RNA. RefSeq lists its product as uncharacterized. Gene Ontology annotation, cellular component: cytosol. Gene Ontology annotation, molecular function: triacylglycerol lipase activity; sterol ester esterase activity. NCBI's taxonomy places the organism in Eukaryota, Fungi, Ascomycota, Eurotiomycetes, Eurotiales, Trichocomaceae. Gene Ontology annotation, biological process: triglyceride catabolic process. The coding region runs from base 1 to 585 and encodes 194 amino acids. The transcript is spliced from 2 exons. The record is from RefSeq and is a predicted model, not a curated record.